Molecule: messenger RNA, 339 nt
Organism: Camellia sinensis
Lineage: Eukaryota; Viridiplantae; Streptophyta; Magnoliopsida; Ericales; Theaceae
Source: RefSeq, a predicted model, not a curated record
AUGAGGCGAAAUGGAGUUAUGAUGAAGGAGAUAGAAGGGCCUAAAGUGGUGGUUGCUGGUGGUGGUUUGCUGGUAGGAAAGGGUGGGAUCAAGCCUCCAUAUGGGGCCAGGAAUUCAGAUCACAAGUAUAGAGUCUAUUUGAACCAUUGGGCCAAGGAUGGUGGUGUUGAUAUGAAUCAGGUGGAGCAUCCUCAUGGUGGUGGUAGCCACCAACACAUUGGCCAUGUCAUUACGGCUUUCUGUGAUGCCCCUUCUAGCUAUAAGCUUGGUCUCCUUGUAAGGAGGAGGUUUCGGGGUCAAACUACUGCUACUGCUACAAAAGCUAAUAAGAGUACUUAA